Anneissia japonica is the source of this 1552-nucleotide messenger RNA. Its product is annotated as UPF0696 protein C11orf68 homolog. The record is from RefSeq and is a predicted model, not a curated record. The transcript has 3 exons. Lineage: Eukaryota; Metazoa; Echinodermata; Crinoidea; Comatulida; Comatulidae. Bases 322 to 1155 code for a protein of 277 amino acids.
UCCUUCGUUGACGGGAACGGUACUGAUGUCAGAAGCUUAAUUUUUCGUAAGAUGUCAGUGAAAAUUACCAUAAAUGGGCGUGUUUACAAAGUGGUCGCGAAGUCAAGAUGAGUUAUCACUACAUAGUGAUAACUCAUAAUUUCCCAUAGGCCUAAGGGAAAUUCCCAGCAUUUAAGGUCAGCCAGCAGACAUAUUAUGUAAAUGCUGAUUAUAUUAUUAGCAAAUCAAACACGUUACCUGUUUAUGUGUCGGUGAUCCGAACACAGAUCUAAACAAGGCUGAUCGCAAAAGGCAGAGAGCUUACAGGAUAGCUCUUCAAGAAUGUCCGAAAUAAAAUGUGGAAUUUACCAAUAUUAUACAAAAUCAGUAUGUCGUCAUGGCAACGAGGAAAAGGAUUCAUCAACUCCAUGUACCCAGUGCAAAAACAUUAAUCAGUUCCCAGGGAUGAAGUUCCUUGAGGAAUAUAAGAAAAGUUACUCCGAUUUUGAAGAAUUUCUCAGGAUGGUAGUACCAUCUAAGUUGAAAAGAAAUGGAAUUUAUGGGUGGAUAGUAUUGGCUCCAAAAUACUUUCUAAUUGAAGAGGAUCACGUUAGAAUGUCUGAUGCAUCUACAGAAUGGGAAACACUCAUGGAAGAAAAUAUUCGUGUAAAUUUCCCAUUGGUCCGGAAAUUAGCUGAAAAACAUAGCGUUUUUGUAGGAAAGUGGAUGAUUUUUCUACCAAAUGGUUUACAUGCUGAUCUUACUUGGAUUCGCAUAGCUCGAGCUCACCAAGAAGGGAAGUUAGGUGUUGCAGCGAGGAUUUCUUUAAUGUCAAUACACGAGGAGGAUUGUCCGUAUUAUCAUGUUGCUUUUGUAUACAACUAUGAUUUCAGAGAUAAAAAAACUGUCUUUGAAAUAGAGUCAAAUCUACGUGAUAUUGGAAUACGUUGCAGAAUGCUUUAUAAACCAAUGGCGUUUAGUUACUGCGAUAUUCACAGCGGAAAUGAAUGGGGAAUGAAGCCGUAUAUAUAUACGAGUACGUACGACGUUAAGAAAAAACAAUCCACAAUAGUAAAGACUUAUGAUUAUGCUUAUGACUGUAAUGAUGAUGGUGAUAAUGAUUUCGACGAGGAGAAACAUGAUGAUCAUGACAAUUAUGGCGGUAAUAAUCAAUAAGAUAAAGGCCUACUAAGGAGCAUACUGUGUCUCUAUUCAAAACUAAAGGUCCAUAUUCAGAUCGGUUUAAGUGUGAACCGCCCAGUAAAAAUAUAUUUAACCUUGCAUGUACUUGCUUGUUAAAGCCUAAUUUUUAUGACAAGAAAUAUCUGAGAAUUUGUUUUAAAAUUUCCAUUGCAAAACAUGUGAAGCGCUUGCGGUACACCACGUAGAUAGUGCUAAAAAUUAUAUUGUUUUUUCUGACGUUUCGAUUGAGUUGAAUAAUUCUAUGAUGGAAAGUUAAAUUUAAGAUUAUAACAUAAGUGUUGAAAUUAAAAACGUUUAGGAGAAUACUCUAAACAAAAGACAAAGAAUGUAGGCUAUAUUGGAAUUGACGAUGCAUAAGUAAAGCACAUAA